Messenger RNA from Laccaria bicolor S238N-H82, 1404 nucleotides. RefSeq lists its product as uncharacterized. The record is from RefSeq and is a predicted model, not a curated record. The coding region runs from base 1 to 1404 and encodes 467 amino acids. The transcript has 6 exons. NCBI's taxonomy places the organism in Eukaryota, Fungi, Basidiomycota, Agaricomycetes, Agaricales, Hydnangiaceae.
AUGGACGAUAAUGUUGGCAACAUUGACAAUGUUGAAGAGGUCGAUAAAGAAGCACUCUUGCGUGUUUUGAAGCGUAACUGGGCAAAAGGCGCUCGCCUUGCUUUUCUAGAGAGCUACAUCGACGACUACAAAACUGUGCUUUUGUUGAAAAAGGCUCCCGGGGUUCUUGACGGCAUCGUCAAUGCAUGGUUCACUCGUUUUCACUGGACAAUCCCCCUCUCCGCCGAAUCUGAUCUGCCCAAGACGACCCUACCUGUCGGUCCUGAUGGAUGCGAAAUCUUAUCGAAAGAAAAUAAGAAGUUGAAGGCUGAGGUUGUUGAGCGCACACGAACUUCACUCUACGGCUGGUUCGAGUACCGGUGUAAGAAGACUGUCAAGCUCCCACACUGCGGAGGCAAGGACCCAAUGUCCAUUCUCGUAUCGAGACUCUUGGGUCAUGACAGUACCCCACCGAAGCGAAGCGCGCCAUGGGAGGCAUGGGCCAAGGUGCACUUUCCUGAAAUGAAAGCCACCUUCGACGCGGAGUUCAAGCAGAGCGGAAAACCCAAAAACUUACUUGCCUCUGCUCGCAAUGAGUUCAAAAUGGCGGCAUUCAAACGACUCGACGAUGCCGAACGCCAGCACUGGGAGGAGAUAGUACAGCAGGAACAUCUUGAACACAAGAAGCACCUCGAAAAUUUGGAGGGAGAGGAGGGGCUGAUGGAUCCUGAGGCUGCUCAAGAAGUUCUUGAUCGCCUUCCUAACCUUUUGGGACUGCUCAUUCAGAUCAUAGGAGAGGCGAUCGGCAUGAACUUGUCGGUGUUGAUUGGGGGACCUGAGCCGAAGAAAAAGGGUCAGCUGAACAUAAUUGGUAUCCACCAUGGUUGUAACCUCGCACCGUCACCAAAGCUUUGGCCCUUCGCCGAGAAGGAGAAGUGGGAUGUCGCUAAGCGAGCGUUUUUGGGUUUUGUUUCGACCUGUUACACUAUGGAACAGCAACGCGCACGGGCACUCAUUCCAUCCUCUGAACCCCCCACUGCAGGACCAUCAACGUCAUUCACUUCAGACUCUCCACCUUCAUCUACCCCGCCGUCACCCACACCCUUGCCUAUGCCCUCUGCCCCGACUUCCCACUCCACGGACUUGAAAACACGACGCAAGCGAAAGGCUGGGAAAAGUACAAAGAAUCCGGCAAAGAAGGCAAAGAGGGCACGGAUAUCAAAGAAGGGGAAGAGCUUGGCAGUUACGUCCAAUGGGUCAAAUCCAUCUGAUUCCGGCGCUGAGGAGCCUCCCACCGACGAUGAGGAAGACGAUGGCAAGAGCAACAACAGCGACGACGGUGACGAUGAGAGCGGUGCUGUCGAGGGAGAGGUUCCAGCCCUCAGGACCAGGUCGGGGAGGAGAACUGGCAAGACAUCGCAUUAA